AUGGUUGUGCUAUUGGAUCUGCCUAUUGAACUACUUUCGCAAGUGGUAUCCUACCUAGAUCAUGACCGUGACCUUCCAGACCUCCUCUCCUUAUCACUCACCAGCAAACUGAUCCACUCGAUCACGACCCCAUUCCUAUACCGCGUGUUUUUCUCGGAAGAUCGGUACAAGCGACUCCUCUACUACGAUGUAGGAUCUGGCCGCAUCUCCAAGCUCAUUCGCCUUAUAACUACUCUCAACCACUGUCCCGAAUUGGCUCGGUACUUCCGCGAGGCAGCAUUCAUUGGCGAAGCAACAGGCUGGGAUUCCGGGGAUUUGGACUUCGUCAAUGGAGAUACCAUAAAGGAGAUACUCAACUGCUUGACGCGGGUUACCCCGGAAAGCUGUUGGAGGCACUUGCUAGCAUCCAUUGUAACGGCAGACGUCAACCCGUUUGUCCUCAUGAUUUGUGCGACGGUCCCAAUGCUUGAAUGUGUCAGCUUGACAUUGCAGGAUGAUUUCGAAGGACUUGAGCCUCUUUUCCGCACAGUUGCUGGUUACGACAACAGCCCAUAUCUCUCCAGGCUGAAGAAGAUUCACAUUACCGGCAAAUAUCCCAUAUCUGCCCACGUGAUCCUUACGAUGCUUGUCCACAAGGAGAAGUAA
Molecule: messenger RNA, 645 nt
Organism: Aspergillus calidoustus
Lineage: Eukaryota; Fungi; Ascomycota; Eurotiomycetes; Eurotiales; Aspergillaceae
Source: the annotation of a GenBank genome assembly